UUCCGCCGCAAGAUGGCAGCAGUGUGACGUCACGCUCGAUUUACUCCGUCGAAGAAAAAAAGGCGACCCGCGAAGGAAGACAAAGGGCGAAGAAGGACGACGAAUUAUUGAGGUGGAAACGUAAAAAAAAAAAAAAAAAAAAUGUUGAAAGACUUGGUGAAGGUGCGACUAAUGGCGGCGGCUGAUGAAAUAUUCGCGCUGUUUGAAAAAACCAUCGUGUGGUACGAGAUGGAACUUUCUAGAACACGCGAGAAGGAGAGACGUCGACAACAACUGGAAGCUGCCCGACAAACUCAAAUUGUGCCACACACUGAAGACGCCCAGCAGGUAGAAGAGCGCCCCCCUCAGCCGCAGCGGGGUAGCUCCACUUUAGAGGAGGAGGAUCCACAGCCCCCCCACAUUAAACAGGAAGAGGAGGAACCCCGGAUCAUUCAGGAGGGAAAGUGUCCUCUUGGGUCGGAGGAAGCUGAUUUCACCAAGUUGCAACCGACUGGUGUCUCUGUGAAGGCCGCAGACCAACCGCCCGAGUCCUCCCAGCCUCAUCGCAAAGGGGCGGAGCCUCCAAGCAGCAGUUUACUUCAACCAAUGACAACAGAGGCUGAAGGAGACCACCUCUUAGCCCCGCUGUCAGAUAGCGACGACAUAGCGUCUCACUGUCGUGAGGACGAAGACAUGGACACCCAAGAAGCGACCAGAAGCGAUACGGACUCCGAAGACGAUAUCAGGACUCACGCUGACGGCAAACACUUAGAAUCUCCCAAAAAGGGCGCCAAAAAAGGUUUGACUUGCUCAUUUUGUGGUAAAACGUUUCCAUUUAACAGCGUUUUGGAGGAACACCUCCGAGUGCACACCGGAGAAAGACCUUUUAGUUGCUUCGUUUGCGGCAGGACGUUUACACGCAGGUCCACUUUGAAGAGACACAUGAGGACGCACACGGGAGAGAAACCGUUUAGUUGCUUAAUUUGUGAUCAGAGAUUUACCCAAAAACCAGCCUUGGUGUCGCACAUGAGAACGCACGCGGGAGGGAAAACCUCUUAGUUGCUCAUUUUGUGGUCACAGCUUUUGUCGUGGGUACAUAUUGGCACACGGGAGAGAAACCGUUUGCCUGCUCACUUUGUGGCUCCUUUUUUUCCCCCCCAAGAAUACUCACACACAAGCAAACACACACAGGAUGAAAACUGGUUUCCUGUUCACUCGCGGUGUCUCUCACACAUGCGGACACACUAACGACAUGCGGACACACUAACGACAUGCGGACACACUAACGACAUGCGGACACACUAACGACAU
Molecule: messenger RNA, 1290 nt
Organism: Entelurus aequoreus (snake pipefish)
Lineage: Eukaryota; Metazoa; Chordata; Actinopteri; Syngnathiformes; Syngnathidae
Product: chorion transcription factor Cf2-like
Exons: 2
Coding region: 142-1038 (298 amino acids)
Biological process (GO): regulation of transcription by RNA polymerase II
Molecular function (GO): RNA polymerase II cis-regulatory region sequence-specific DNA binding; DNA-binding transcription factor activity
Source: RefSeq, a predicted model, not a curated record